Messenger RNA from Suillus discolor, 963 nucleotides. RefSeq lists its product as uncharacterized. The coding region runs from base 1 to 963 and encodes 320 amino acids. The transcript has 8 exons. The record is from RefSeq and is a predicted model, not a curated record. Lineage: Eukaryota; Fungi; Basidiomycota; Agaricomycetes; Boletales; Suillaceae.
AUGACCACCAAAGAGACUACAUCUACCAUUCCGAGCAAAUGUGCUACCUCGGCCCUCCAAAUGGGCCCCCGCAAAAACUCUACAUCUGACCCUCUUAUAUCGCACGGGCGUCAUUUUAGUCGAACAGUAUUUGCGCUAUGCAAUUAUCUGUCUCUACUCACCAAUGGUAUCCUCAGAUUGGAGCAAAUGGAGGAUACUCCUUUGGAGGAAUUCUCUGCUGAGUCCAAGGAGGGAAUCAUUCAUGUUGGAGAAUUGAUUGGUAAGGGAGCUGCAGGCGCGAGAGGCGACAAUACAAAAACGUUAAAGUCUGCAGUGCUCGAUUGGAUUUCUCCGAAGGGGGCAGCAAUCCAGCCCCCUUUACACAGGAACUUGAAGAUUGAUCAAGGAUUCAAUCAUGAACUUACUGGAUCACUCCUUUGUCCUGCUGGGUUGGACUGGAAGGAUGCAGAGAUGAGAGAGAACCUCCAAAGUGGCGAAAUGCUGGUCCAUGGAGAUCAGUGGCCCAUUUUUUUGUACACCUACCAUACAUUUGAUGCUGAAGAUCCAUGGUCCAGUCUUCUUAGGAGUCGCUUGUUGCAUGUCUUUACAUCUCCAAGUUCAGUCAACAAAGAACCGAAAGCCACGCGGUCCAGAAAUGCUCGCCUUCAUGGCAUGAAUUCCGUCACCAUCGUGUCCAUAGCUUACAUCGCAACUCAGGUUUGUCGACACAUCUCCUCCUUGAUAUUCUCAUGGACCAAUACAACAACAGACUCAGAAACAUUCUACCAUAGCCUCCUUGACCUCUUCAAAGAUCCUGACGAGUCUAAGGAAGUUGAUGAUCUGCUCACUUGGUGGAAUUGCCAAGUGUUUCCUAAUUCCUCUGCUGCCAAGCGACCUAUCAGCGCCAACAGCACUUUAUCAAAAAUUCGACUCAAACGCCUUGCGACCAAGCAAGCCACAGAUUUGAACGUGAUAUCUUCAUAG